GCCUAGUACAAAGUGACUAAAUGAGUCUAGCCCGGUGCCUGGUAGUGGAUAAAGCCUCGGUUUCUUAUUCUUCCUUACAGUCUUAGUAUCAAGUCUUACUCCACACUCCACCUCUGAUUUCCAUAUCCACAAACAUUGAGACGAAUUGAGCUUUCCUUCCCAUGAGUGUCACCGAGGUCCAUUUGCGACCGGCUGUGUCGCUAGACCUUCCAUACAUCGCGGAAGUGGCUGCGAAGUCCAUGCUGGACGAUGAACUAUUUGCCUUUCUCUGCCCUCGUCGUAGAGAAUUCUAUUCCGACUAUCGUCAGGCUUUCCUGCGACGACUACGGACCAAGUUGAGAACGCCUGGCUGGGUGAUAAUUGUCGCCGUAGCCAAUUCUGCAACAGAUACCGUCGAUGCAGAGUCUGGCCCUAUUGUUGGUUACUGUGUCUGGGAACGAAUCGGGGAAACAGCGGAAGAAUCUACCAGACAUUGGAAAGAAACACAACGUGAGGGUUGGUGGACUAGUGUACAAGAACUGCUUGGUAAUGUUACCGAAUACUUCACCAAUCGCCUGUACCCAGACCGAAGCGUAGAUGAAUCUCGCUUAACCAGGUACAAUGCUCUUAACACUGAUUGUUUUCCAUACGAUGACUUUCCUGAACUCUGGUACCUGUCCACGUUGGCGGUGCAUCCGGCGUCCCAACGACAGGGCAUUGGCCGCAGGCUUGUUGAAUGGGGUCUCGAGCGGGCCAAGUGGGACGGAGCUCCCGUUGGUCUUGAGGCUAGUGCCAAGGGGACCCGUCUCUACCGAUCUCUGGGAUUUAAGAUUGUCAAUGAAGUGCCAUUGGUGGAAGGAAUCGACCUGACGGCGAUGCUUUGGCAACCUUCCUCUGGAGGGCGAACCCCUAAGACAGAAAUAUAAUAUUCAGCGAAUAUACCAACCACUUUCCGUUAACUUGGUUGUGCUAUAUAUUGUGUAAAUACAUGGGGACACCUGAGGAUUCUGGAACAUAUUUUCGCGUUCUCCCCGUUUAAAUCGCUAGUAUAAGUCAUCAACAGGCAGGUUGAAUUGAGCUGAGAAAGUCUGUUUAUCAGACAACCAAAAAAAAAAGUCUCAACACAUGUGGAAAUUGACGAAUUGUUGACAACCAAGAAGACCAUUUAUCGCCAUGGGACUUAUUCCAGAGGUCACUAGUCGACUAUUUCUGCUAUGCCCGACUUUAGCCGCAGAAGGCUUUAGGUUCUUUCGAUGAAAUUUAGAUGUC
Aspergillus alliaceus is the source of this 1248-nucleotide messenger RNA. Its product is annotated as GNAT family N-acetyltransferase. Lineage: Eukaryota; Fungi; Ascomycota; Eurotiomycetes; Eurotiales; Aspergillaceae. The record is from RefSeq and is a predicted model, not a curated record. The coding region runs from base 162 to 905 and encodes 247 amino acids. Gene Ontology annotation, molecular function: acyltransferase activity, transferring groups other than amino-acyl groups. The transcript has 2 exons.